UCUGCCUCCACUGCAUUUAUCAGAGAGGGAGAAUUAAACCCCAUGGGGAAAAUAUAUGCAUAUAAUGUAAAACAGCCCCCGGUGCAAAGACAUACUGUGGGCCCAGGAUAGAGCAUUGCAGUAUGGGUAGUCAUUUAUUUCUGAAGCGACAACGGGGCCGAAACGAGGAUGUCUCGUAGAAGUCAACGAGGAUCAGCGUCAUAAAACACCGGAAUUAUGAGAUGAGCUCACGAGAAUGGACCGGGAGGAAGAGAGUGGAAUUGGCGUUUAAUAUCCAUUCUGGAUGAGACUGUUUAGUUCAAAUUUCACGUUUUUAAUAGCUUGUUAUUUCGGCUCAGUCCCUUCCAUCAAUACCAUUUAGUCAGCUCCUGAGUUAGUCACUGGAAACUGGCAGAUUUCUACAGUUGUAGCCUACAUGGUUUACUCUGAACUCGCCCGUUUUGCAGCUCUGGCACCGACGGUAAUUCGAUACAUUGUUAAAUGUUUCUGCACGCAUUUGUAGGCAAAGCUUUUCCACAUUGUAGUUCGCGACAUUUUAAUGAGCAAGAGGCUGUAUUGGCAUAACCAAAAUAUGUGUCAUUAUCAAUAUUGGCGCGGCUCGUCUGAUAGUUAAGAGGCUACCCGUCCCUAUGAGCUAUUGUAGAGACUUGAGCUUUUUUUAUGUCGAUAAUAAGGGAGAUUGAAAUAAUAUAAGUAGUAAUCAUUUCGCGUGUUGUUGUCUUCUUUGGAAUAAAACAUGCAUGUGUAUAUAAUUAGACUUCACGCCUCCGUUGGACUCCUCACCCGGAAUGCACCAUCGUAGUUACCCCUGGCAUACCGACUCGCUUUGACAGGUUGGCACACGUACAGCCCACUGUACCCACAGAUGAACCACCAGACCGGCCGUAUCAUCAACGGGAUCAUCAGACUGAAGUGAAGCUCCGAAUAGGCUACCCGACAUCUCCCGUGUUGUAACAGGGCCGCACCGGCAAAAGGACUGCAUACCAUUAGGGGAAAGUCUGCUAAGAAGGUUGCACUUGUCGAAUAUAUAUUCGAACUUCUCUGGCCGUUGGGAUUGGGAGCCGUAGCCUCUUCCAAUUUCCAUUGUGGCCCGUUCGUGUUGUACAUUGCGCUCUAUGCGCACACACGUUGUCUUUGGGUUGUGUUCAAUUUCGAAGUUCAUGUUUGUUUUAGUGUUCAAGUAGCUUGCUAUUCGGGACAUUGCCUCAAUCAGAGUUGUCAGUUGUGAAUAGUGCGACUUUUCAGCCACAAAGAAAUGGUGGUUCGAGUGUUCUGCUGUAGCAGCUGUAGGCAAGUGUCAACAUUUGAAGGAUGAGCCUUGGAUAUUCAUUCAGAGCUUCAGUCAGUGUGGCAGCAGUGCCUGCACACAGAAUCACUCACAUUCUGAGACUGCUUCUCAGAUAAACAUUACAGUAAAAAAACUAUACAAAACGAAAUUCGUUUUUUACUUUAGUGUAUUCAGAUAUGUGUUGAGUUAAACGCUUAUUUAAAGCCAUAUUAAAAGUAGGAAAGUAUUUGAAAAUAGCUAAAAGAAAUGUAGGUUGUUAUCCAUGUCAUGGUUUGGUUUGAGUUUGACAAACUCAUUCUGGCUCAAGUGCUAAGAAAGAAAUGCCCCAGACAUCUGCCAGUCACUUCUCAGUUCCUAUUCGGUUAUGUUUUUUUUAUUCCUGUUUUGUCAACCACAACAAAAAACAGUCGAGUGCCUGAACUGUGCCAUAUUAUCUCAGAGAUGUUGAUUGACGGAGGACUACGUCAUCUCUGUGUGUGCCUCUUCCACCGCCUGUGUCCAUGCGUGACACAGGGUUCAAGCAUGCUGGACCAGGUAUGAGACUGCACAUGCCACGAAGGAACACUGCAGACAACAUGGCCCACGUAGUUAGUUAAGAAGGCUACGACAGAGAGAAUUAUAGUACCCACUUCAGAGAAGAGAGGAGUAUGUGAGUUUAUUUUCCCGCAGACUCAGUGCCACAUUGGAAUCAGUGCUCGGGGCAACCAAUUACAGCUUUGAUUGAACACUACUUCCUGCUCGCUGUGGGAAAUCCACCUCGAUCUGGACUUUGAGACUUUGUCGUAUUCCACUUUUUUUUUUUUUUAUUACUCCUGAUAUCCUCGUUAUUGCCUUUUCCAUUCAAUAUUGUUGGAUAUUGCCAUCUUCAAGCACACUUGGAGUCACUUAACAGGAUGAAAUCUGUCCCUUUUUUAAAAAUAGGGGUUGUUUCAAAUCGUGCCAGUUGGACGUUUGGCAGGACUAAGAACACAUGAGCAGGGUUUUCAUCGGGCCUAGACCACCUUUUUCUCCUAUCCCCACCCUUAAACUGUAAUCCUGAGACUGAGCCAUAAGGCACUGUCACUCCUCUACUCCCUGUCCCACACACUUUGUGGGUUCAAAGGGCGAGAACCCCAGUAGACUGAAAAAGUUGUGUUGCUGUGGUGAUGGGGAGUUCUGCCUCCUCUCUCACCGCAGAGACCGAGUCGGACCACGGGUUCCCGAGCACCCCGUACCCGUCGUCGCCUCCUAUGGGCUGGCUUAGGAACAGCCACAGUAGCCCGGUGUGGGGCACCACCUUCAUUACGCGCCAGCAGCAGCCACCACCACACCCAUACAGAGAGCGCAGCCACUCUCACUCCCCGGGCUCCAUGGCGGCAGCGGUGCAAGGCAGCGAAUGGUCUUGCGGCCGAUGCACCUUCCUAAACGCAGGGGCGGCGCCGCGAUGCUCCAUCUGUGAGGCACCUCGCCAGAAGCCUGACCUAAACCAGAUCCUGAGGCUGAGCAGCUCCGAAGAGCAGCAACGCUGGGCCUGCCCCCGCUGCACCCUCAACAACCCCCAGGGCUCUGGCGCCUGCACCAUCUGUGGCUUUGGACCCUCGCCAAGCACCCCCACACCGACCACAACCAUGGCGACCAUCGCCAAUGGCCUCGUGCCGCCGGAGACUCCCACGCCUGUCAUGACUCCCAUGGUUCUCCUGGAGCCCCGCGGGAAGCAGCCGUCCGAGGAGGCAUUGAGGAGGUCAGAGAGCAAUGGGGAGGUGGGGGACCUGAGUGGCCCGGGUGGACCCGAGGGGCAGCAACACCACCACUUGGGCUGGGCGUGCCCACGAUGCACACUUCAUAAUACUCCUGUUGCACUGUCUUGUUCAGCCUGCGGGGGACCAAGGAAACUGUCGCUGCCCAAUCCCCCUGAGGCAUUGGUGGUGCCCGAAGUGCACACGCCCGUGCUAGGGUUUCCCGUCCACGUGGCCCCUGCCCCCCCGCUCCUCAUUGACUUGACGGAUGACUCACCCACUGCAGCCGCCCCCUGCGAACCCCAGGAGCCCCCCCACAGCCACUUGCCCCCACCGCCACGCUCCUCCCCUUUCACGCCCUUCUCCUCUCUCCAGAACAACCCGGUGCCCCGCAGCAGGAGAGAGGUGCCCCCACCGGGGCGUCCGCCCAAUCCUAACCCCAAUGCCCCAAGCCCAACUUCUCCCUCCACGGCCUGCGUGUUGCCCCAGCACUGCCCUGCCCUCUGCCCUGCCAAGCCCAAGCACGCCCAGCCUCAGGAGCCCUCCUUCCCCAGCAAGCGCCACAGCAUCCUGGAGGAAGGGGACGGCACCCACCCCCUUCCUUAUCACAUCUCCAAGACCCCCGUCACAUCACCACCCACCUGGAAGUGCCAUGGAUGCUCCCUGCCCAACCUGAGUUACUCGUCCAAGUGCGAGGCAUGCCACUCGUCGCGGGCCGGCGCCGACCUUAUCGACCUGGUGGGCUGCGAGUCGGUGCGCUUCACGCCAGCAAACCCCUCUAGUCCGGACUCCAGCACCUGGGCCUGCUCCAAGUGUACCCUACGCAACCCCCCCGGGAUGACCAAGUGCCCGGCCUGCUGCUCCUCCAAGCUACACAGCUUCCAGGAGCCUAGUUCUCACUGCUGCCCGCACUGCAGGCUCCCCGGCCCCUGCUACUGCUCCUCAGCCUCCUCCACAUUGUCUUCUGGACACAAAGCCAGAAAACAGGCCCGGGUCUACCCCUCGCCCUCGGCCACCAGCACCUAUUCUUCCUCAUCCUCGUCCUUCUCUUCCUCGUGCACACUGCUGCAGGAGAAGCAGUGGGGCUGUCCGGCGUGUACACUGCUCAACGACGUCAAGUCCAAGAACUGCGCAGCAUGCCACACACCUCAGCAGUACCUGACACUGCGCAAGGUGGCCAAGCCGCUUAAGAGGAGGGAGAGCAUGCAUGUGGAGGCGAGGCGGCGCAACGACGAGGGCGAAGCCAAGGAACUCUGGGAGGACAUCACUACCUUCUGUCGAGAGAAUGUGGUGAACUUCGUAGACGACAGCUUCCCCCCUGGUCCGUGUUCCGUGGGCUUCCCCGAGGGUGACAGCGUACAGCAGCGAAUCAAAAAGUGGCUCCGCCCCCACGAGAUCAACUGCAACAACUUCAAGGACCGGGGCGUCAAAUGGUCCGUCUUCCGCACCCCGCGGCCUUCGGACAUCCUGCAAGGCCUGCUGGGAAACUGUUGGUUCCUUAGUGCGUUGGCGGUGCUGGCAGAGCGUCCAGAGCUGGUGGAGAGGGUGAUGAUCACCAGAGGCAUCUGCCAGGAGGGGGCUUACCAGGUCAGGCUGUGUAAGGAUGGUACCUGGAUAACCGUCCUAGUGGACGACAUGCUGCCCUGCGAUGAGUAUGGAUACCUGCUCUUCUCCCAGGCCCAGCGUAAGCAACUCUGGGUGGCCCUGAUAGAGAAGGCCCUUGCCAAGCUACACGGCUCCUACUUUGCCCUGCAGGCAGGGCGCGCCAUCGAGGGCCUGGCCACGCUGACAGGGGCACCGUGCGACUCCCUCAUGCUGCAGGUCAGCUCCACCAACCCACGCGAGGAGCCCAUCGACACGGACCUCAUCUGGGCCAAGAUGCUCAGUUCCAAGGAGGCCGGGUUUCUGAUGGGGGCAUCAUGCGGAGGAGGGAACAUGAAGGUGGAUGAUGUGGUGUAUGAGUCGUUGGGCCUCCGCCCUCGCCAUGCCUACUCUAUCCUGGACGUACGGGACGUGCAGAGCUACAGACUUCUGCGGUUGAGGAACCCGUGGGGUCGCUUCUCGUGGAACGGCAGCUGGUCAGACGAGUGGCCUGAUUGGCCGCAGCUCCUCCGCCACGAGCUCAUGGCCCACGGCAGCAGCGAGGGCGUCUUCUGGAUGGAGUAUGGAGACUUCAUCAAGUACUUUGACUCAGUUGACAUCUGUAAGAUCCAUUCGGAUUGGCAGGAGGUGCGGUUGCAGGGCUGUUUCCCCAGCAGAGCCUUUGGUCCUGUUACGGUCACUGCCCUGACCGUGCUGGAGAGGACCGCGCUGGAGUUCGCCCUCUUCCAGGAGGGCAGCAGGCGGUCGGACACAGCAGACAGCCACCUGUUGGACCUGUGUAUCAUGGUGUUCAGAGCAUCGUUUGGCAGUGGCAACAAGUUGACCCUUGGCCGGCUGCUGGCCCACAGCAAGCGGGCCGUUAAGAAGUUUGUGGGCUGUGAAGUGAUGCUGGAGCCGGGCGAGUACGCCAUGGUGUGCUGCGCCUUUAACCACUGGCAGAUGCAUAUCAGCGGAGUGGGGCUGCCCACACCAGUGUCGAGCCCCACGAGUGCACGGCGUCCCACCCAAGACUUCCCAGGGUACAUUCUGGCCAUCUACAGCUCCCGUCAGGUGAUGGUGGAGCAGGUGGAGGCUACCGCUACCACGCUGGCCGACGCCAUCAUCCUACUGACCGAGAACAAGGGAGAGAGACACGAGGGUCGCGAGGGCAUGACAUGCUACUACCUGACCCACGGCUGGGCGGGGCUGAUCGUGGUGGUGGAGAACCGCCACCCCAAGUACUACCUCCACGUGUCAUGUGACUGUACAGACAGCUUCAAUGUAGUGUCCACCCGCGGCAGCCUCAAGACCAUCGACAGUGUACCGCCUCUACACAGGCAGGUGCUGGUAGUGCUAUCCCAGUUGGAGGGCAACGCAGGCUUCUCCAUCACCCACCGGCUGGCCCACCGCAAGGCCGCUCAGGCCUCCCUAGGGGACUGGACCCCCACCAAGGCCACGCACAGCCCCCAGCUCACCCCCGACAUUGACGGGCUGCACCGGCCACGGCCCCUAUGACCACGGCCCCCCCCCCUCUCACACACACAUACACAAGCUAAUGACACACGCGUACGUGAACACACAUGUGCGGAAAGAGGGGGCUGUAUCAAGCUGGAAUACACACAAAACAUUUGGAGAGAGGGGGUAAUUGUGGAGGCAUGCGUGGGGAGGAUGGCUGGACAGAGUACAUGUGGUUUUCCUCCUCCACCUUUUCCUCUAAUUCCUCGAUCCCUGAAGGAUGAGGACUCAACCCUGCCAAACACACCUGGAUCCAGUUGGGAAUUAGGAGAAGAGGGUGGAUUGAUGUGCCUUUUUGGAUGUGGUGGGGGAUGAGGGACACCUCCCAGGUUAAAUCAGCAUUUCUGGGUGACUAGAGUUGUCCUGAGCCUGAGAUCCUCCAACCAACAAUGAAGAAUUAUAUAUCUAGCCUUGUCAACUACAACUCUGUACUGUAUGUCUGACUAUGGACCAGUUACAACUGAAGUCGGAAGUUUACAUACACCUUAGCCAAAUACAUUUCAACUCAGUUUUUCACAAUUCCUGACAUUUAAUCCAAGUAAGAAUUUCCUGUCUUAGGUCAGUUAGGAUCACCACUUUAUUUUAAGAAUGUGAAAUGUCAGAAUGAUAGUAGAGAGAAUGAUUUAUUUCAGCUUUUAUUUCAAAUUCCCAGUGGGUCAGAAGUUUAAAAACAUUCAAUUAGUAUUUGGUAGCAUUGCCUUUAAAUUGUUUAACUUGGGUCAAAUGUUUUGUGUAGCAUUCCACAAGCUUCCCAUAAUAAGUUAUGAAAUGGACAGAAAUAGUGUAACUGAGUCAGGUUUGUAGGCCUCCUCGCUCGCACACGCUUUUUCAGUUCUGCCCUUAAAUUUUCUAUAGGAUUGAGGUCAGGGCUUUGUGAUGGCCACUCCAAUAGCUUGACUUUGUCGUCCUUAAGCCAUUUUGCCACAACUUUGGAAAUAUGCUUGGGGUCAUUGUCCAUUUGGAAGACCCAUUUGCAACCAAGCUUUAACUUCCUGACUGAUGUCUUGAGAUGUUGCUUCAAUAUAUCCACAUAAUUUCCCCUCCUCAUGAUGCCAUCUAUUUUGUGAAGUGCACCACUCCCUCCUGCAGCAAAGCACCCCCACAACAUGAUGCUGCAACCCCCUUGCUUCACACAUUUGGGAUGUUGUUCUUCGGCUUGCAAGACUCCCCCUUUUUCCUCCAAACAUAACGAUGGUCAUUAUGGCCAAACAGUUCUAUUUUUUUUCAUCAGACCAGAAGACAUUUUUCCUAAAAGUUGCAAACCGUAGUGUGGCUUUUUUAUGGCGGUUUUGGAGCAGUGGCUUCUUCCUUGCUGAGCGGCCUUCCAGGUUAUGGCGAUAUAGGACUCAUUUUACUGUGGAUAUAGAUACUUUUAUACCUGUUUCCUCCAGCAUCUUCACAAGGUCCUUUGCUGUUGUUCAGGGAUUGAUUUGCCCUUUUCGCACCAAAGUACGUUCAUCUCUAGGAGACAGAACGCGUCUCCUUCCUGAGCGGUAUGACGGCUGCGUGGUCCCAUAGUGUUUAUACUUGCAUACUAUAGUUUGUACAGAUGAAUAUGGUACAUUCAAGCAUUUGGAAAUUGCUCGCAAGGAUGAACCAGACUUGUGGAGGUCUACAAAACAUUUUUGGAGGUCUUGGCUGAUUUCUUUUGAUUUUCCCAUGAUGUCAAGCAAAGAGGCACUGAGUUUGAAGGUAGGCCUUGAAAUACAUCCACAGGUACACUUCCAAUUGACUCAAAUUAUAUCAAUUAGCCUAUCAGAAGCUUCUAAAGCCAUGACAAUUUUCUGGAAUUUUCUAAGCUGUUUAAAGGCACAGUCAACUUAGUGUAUGUAAACGUCUGACCCACUGGAAUUGUGAUACAGUGAAUUAUAAGUUAAAUAAUCUGUCAACAAUUGAUGGAAAAAUUGCUUGUGUCAUGCACAAAGUAGAUGUCCUAACCGACUUGCCAAAACUAUAGUUUGUUAACAAGAGUGUUUGUGGAGUGGUUGAAAAACAAGUUUUAAUGACCCCAACCUAAGUGUAUCUAUACUUCUGACUUCAACUGUAUAUUACACAGACAGAUGCCAGAACUGCGCCUGUUCCUUCCCUAACCCCCCAACAGAUGUCAAUGAAUGCCCAGGAACCCCACAUCUCAAGGGUUAAAGGUCAUUCAGAGGUCAGGGUGGAGUGCUGUAACUACUGAGCCACCUUGGGGCUGUUCCCCCACUGAGCCAAUCCACUACGUGACCUGACCACCUGAAACCCACUGUUCUUGGUCUAUGGACCCAACUCACCUUACUCAAGGUAGAAGUUGCCUUGAGCUGUUCUAGGAUCAGCUUCCCCUCCUUAUAGCCUAACCUUUGCCAUUGGCGGAAGAACUGCAAAAAUGUACCUUAGAUCAACGUCUCGGCCUAGUGGAAACUUUGUCCUACAUCCAAUAGGCUCUGCUGUGUGAGGUUUGGUUUGGGAUGGAUGGAGGGAAGGAGGGAGGGAGGGAGGGAGAGGGUUAGGUGCUCUCUCCCCCAGGCUCCUGUCCUGCCUCCUUCACCCUGCACCUGUGGAGCUGACAACUAUCAACAGGAUGGGGAGAGGGGUACAAUUAUGAUCCUCUAUUCUACACUCUGGAACUACGUGAGCCAAACCCGACUACCAAUUUUACCACAAUCAUUUACUAUUUUUAGAAGCCAUGUUGUCGUUGCCAGUCUAAUUUUUAUUUUUGCCAGCAUUCUUUGGUCUGUAUUUUGUAUGUGUGCUUGAAUCGUUUAACAAGCCAUCCUAGUGUCCCAUCUCUCUGUUUCCUGUCUGUCUGACGGUCAUCUGUCCAAGCCCUCCCCAGUUUCUCUGCUGUUGAAAUGCUGUGUUAUUAUUUCUCAAACGCAAGGCAACUCCUAUCCACUUCAUAUGAACGCUGGACUUUGAUUUGACAUGUUACAGAAUCAUUGGGUUUCAUAUACAGUUUUCCACAUACACUUAAUUGUACAGUACAUAUAGCAUAGCUGGAAUCUUCAAGUUGUUGGACCUCCCUAUUUUAACUCGACAUUCUGUCGUUCGUUAUCCAUGCUAUCCGUCGCUCCGGAUGAGGCGACAGGUUUGGGACGGUAGCUGCUUUUCAUCCAUAGCUGUUAGUUUUGGGUACGGGGGAAGAGAGGUAGAGAAAGAGCGUAUGGUACAGAUCAGCAAAUUGAGUCUAUCUGGGUGUCGUGAAAAAUAGGAAAUGUAACCUCUUAGCCUCUAUUUUCUCUCUUUCUUCCUUGUCUUACUUUCUCCCUCAGUCAAGCAGUCAAUGUCGAAGGAGGCAAGAUCAUUUUUCCAAUCUCCUGCUCUGUCUCCCUGAGGUUGAUUGACUUUGCACAUUCAGUCAGCCUGCUCACUAUUUGGUACAUGUAUAUCAAGGCUUGCUCCAGCAUUAACAUCAACUCUUCAGAUACACAAAGUUAAAGUCCUGUUGGGAAAAUACUGUGGAGGUCAAUGGAUCAUUGUCAUAUUAAAGUCUCCAUUGUAGGUCUUCCUGAAUUGUUAGUAGUCUCCAGUUUAAGGAGAAUACAUACUAACAUACAUACAUAAUUAUUAGGCAUCAGAUGGAAGAAAAUGUGACGGAGGGACUACCUGGACUUGUCCAAUAAGGAAUGAUAAUUUCCGUUUUUCAUUGCCCGUUCUAAUGAACCGGAUCUUGAAGAGGAAGUGAGUUUGUUUUAGCGUUGGAGGAGUUGUUUGAGCAUUCAGUUAGGUUGGUGCGUCAACCUCCGAAAACAGAGCAUCUGCACUGCUGUCCCUAAGGGACGCCCCAACACAUUAGAGAACAAAUGUAGCUUUUUAAUAAGAAAUUAGAUGUUUUAUUGGACAUGCACACACACACACAAGCACAGAGACACAAGCACAGAUGCACACACUCUCUCUCUCUCUCUCUCUCUCUCUCUCUCUCUCUCUCUCUCUCUCUCACACACACAUACACUGAAGAGGCCCCUGCAAUAUGGUGAUGCAAUGGCGGAAUGUAGUGUUUUCUUCCCUCUCUGGCAAUCUUGGUGCGCUGUGUGCCAUAAUGCACAGGGAGCCAUGAGACUAUGUGAAGUCACAACUAUUAUUCAUGUUUUACGCCGUAGUCGUCAGACUUCUAGCCUGUUUGACACUGUACAGUCUUCAGUCUGGUUUAACCAGGCUAUCAGACGUCUAGCCUGUUUGACACUGUACAGUGUUCAGUCUGGUUUAACCAGGCUAUCGGACUUCUAGCCUGUUUGACACUGUACAGUCUUCAGUCUGGUUUAACCAGGCUAUCGGACUUCUAGCCUGUUUGACACUGUACAGUGUUCAGUCUGGUUUAACCAGGCUAUCGGACUUCUAGCCUGUUUGACACUGUACAGUGUUCAGUCUGGUUUAACCAGGCUAUUGGACUUCUAGCCUGUUUGACACUGUACAGUGUUCAGUCUGGUUUAACCAGGCUAUCGGACUUCUAGCCUGUUUGACACUGUACAGUGUUCAGUCUGGUUUAACCAGGCUAUCGGACUUCUAGCCUGUUUGACACUGUACAGUGUUCAGUCUGGUUUAACCAGGCUAUCAGACUUCACAACACAAAUCCCAAUUUUGAAGCUGAAACAAUGUUGCAUGUGUUCUAAUGUAGUGUCCCAGGAAAUAAUAGAAUUAUGGAAUAAGAUCUUGAGCUGACCAAGUCUGCACGAAGACUUAAUAAUAUGGCUUUUUGACACCAGUCAUGGCAAGUAAAUAGCCUGACAAUGUCAUCAUGAUACAUGCUGUCUCGUGCAAACUACUUCUAACUUGUUGCAUAGCCAACUAGUUGCCUGAAUAGCAUACCCAUGACAGUGUCAGUACUUUAGGCAUUAUGACCAUAAUAUAGUUCAAGUAGUCCACUGUUUUAGUCCAAUUCUAACAUGUACCAGAACACUUUCAGGAUAAUGUUGGUUCGCUCUCUGUGAUUUCAGCCGUGUCGAUUUCCAUUCUCUGUGUUAAUUCAUUAUAGUAAAAAAGAUUUGAUCAAAGCACAAGAGAACCUGCUGUAUCGCAAGUGUAAAACGUGUCCAAGUAAGAUGGGAUACAUACUGGACAUGUAUGAGUGUGUACUCUGUGGAUAUGAUGAGUACAGCGAUUGUGAACAUCCAUUGAUUGAUAGGUGACAGAAAAAUGAAUGUUUUUAUAUAUUUUAGCCGAGCGGGACUGGCUUUUGUCAGACACUGAAACCUGCACUGAAAUAUACCUGAUAUCAAAGGCACCUCAAAUGUCCGUGUCAUGAGGCUCUGUGGCUUCACUUUGCAUGUUGUGUGUGUGCUUACAUGUUUUUGUUGUCGAUAAAUGUCUUUCUUGUUCAUGUUCUCUCGCUGUCUCUGUGUUGUUCCAUUGGAUCAUUCACCUCGUGUUGAGUUGUGGUGGUUAGUGACUCUUCCUUGCAGAAGGGGCCCUGGUGUUUUCUAUAGACUAUGGCCAGUGGUGUGGACUGUGUGGAAAUCUCGACCCUUUGACUAUUCACAGUCUCUGUCUAUCUAUCUGGUUCUUUCUUUGUAAACUGUACAGACUCCAACGCUGUAAUCCACACCAACUGAUACAGUGAACCAACCGUUUUAAUCCAACAUAUUGCUGUAACAAAAAUGGAACUCUUCUUAUUUGGGCAGGAAUGUUAUAUACUGUAUAGAGUAUUUUAUUGAUUUUGAGGAGAAAAUCUAUAUCUUAAAAAAAAAAAAACGAUGUAUGUUUUUCAUCUCAGGUUCCGAUGGGCCAAAUAAAUAAAAACUAUUUUAAAAAA
Oncorhynchus keta (chum salmon) is the source of this 11827-nucleotide messenger RNA. RefSeq names its product calpain-15-like. Gene Ontology annotation, cellular component: cytoplasm. Gene Ontology annotation, molecular function: calcium-dependent cysteine-type endopeptidase activity. Gene Ontology annotation, biological process: proteolysis. The record is from RefSeq and is a predicted model, not a curated record. NCBI's taxonomy places the organism in Eukaryota, Metazoa, Chordata, Actinopteri, Salmoniformes, Salmonidae.